Messenger RNA from Tarenaya hassleriana, 630 nucleotides. RefSeq names its product Niemann-Pick type C-related protein 1-like. The transcript is spliced from 4 exons. The record is from RefSeq and is a predicted model, not a curated record. The coding region runs from base 124 to 630 and encodes 168 amino acids. NCBI's taxonomy places the organism in Eukaryota, Viridiplantae, Streptophyta, Magnoliopsida, Brassicales, Cleomaceae.
AUCAAUGUCACUUCGGUUGCUGAGGUGAAAGGAAAUCUGACAGUGGAUGCUAUAGACUAUUUUGUAACUGAUGCAUUUGGAAAAGGGCUAUAUGACUCAUGUAAAGAGGUGAAGUUUGGGACUAUGAAUACACGUGCGAUAAACUUUGUUGGCGGUGGUGCUCAGAAUUUCAGAGAGUGGUUCACAUUCAUUGGUCAGAAAGCUUUACCUGACUUCCCCGGUUCACCGUAUGCCAUUAAUUUCAAGCCAAGCCCUCCAGAUUCAUCCGCAAUGAUGCCGAUGAAUGUAUCUAUUUAUUCUUGCGGUGAUACAUCACUUGGUUGCUCCUGUGGUGAUUGCCCUUUGUCACCUGCUUGCUCAAACACUAAACCUCCGCCACCCCAUGAAAAGGAGACUUGCUUGAUUAGAAUUGGUCCUCUAAAGGUCAGAUGCAUUGAAAUAUCGAUGGUAGUUGUAUACGUUUUGAUGGCCUCCUGUUUCUUUGGAUGGGCUACUUUUUAUCGCAGAAGACAUGCAAUGCAACCUUCAAGUAGCACAGAGCCUCUACUGCAAUCUGUGGAAGAAGAUAGUUCUGAUACUGCAUUGAAGGACAGCAAACUUGGUGUCAAGGUAGAUCUUAGUGUUGGUUAA